AUGCAGAAAGUGCCCGACGCCGUCCGGGACGGGGACGUGGGCUCCGGCCUGCUAGCAAUGAGCGCGUUGUGCUGGGUGGUGAGGAGGAUGGAUCUCCUGACCGGCGCCCUCCAUCGCAGUGUGACCAGCAUGGACAAUGUCAACGUUUCGGGGUUGAAGGGGCUGCGGAAUAGGAUGAUAACAUUCGUAAAGGAGCACGUCGCUCGCAAACGGUCGGGCCAUGUCGGAGUUGCUGCCGACGCCUGUGACGACGACGGCGAGGAGGCCCCUUUGGCAUCCCAAGCAGUAGGUGUCGCCCACACCGUCGAUGAUGCACGGGGGACUUCGUUCGGAGAGCCCGGAGGCGUCGUCGACAAGGAAGAUGAGGAGGCGGGAAGGGCGGUGACCGGGACAGCGGAGAAGCACCAGGACGAGGACGUCCAUCAGGAUGAUAACGAGGAUCAGGAAGAGGACCAUGAGGAUCGUGAGGAGGAGGAGGGGGGCUCGGCGGAGGAGGAGGAGGAGGAGGAGGAGGAGGAGGAGGAGGAGGAGGAGGAGGAGGAGGAGGAGGAGGAGGAGAAGCAGCAAGAGGGGGAGCAGGAGGAAGAGGUCGAGUCGGCAGAUGUUGUGAACGAGGGAGGGGAGGAUGCCGACGAGGAGAAAUUCGGCAUGGAGGCGGCUCACGGGGGGAGUGAGAAGGUCGUGGUCGGCGAUGUGGUUGGCGACGCGAAGGAAGUUAUCGACCUCGACCCCGGUUCCUCCGCAUCUGGUCGGCAGGCACCGCUGGACGUCGUCGAGCAGCUGCGACAGGAGAACAGGCGAUUGACGGCAGAAAAUGCCCGUCUGAAGAAGGCGCUCGGAGAUGAAAGGGGUCGGGUGGACAGGUUUGCGUUGGGGAUACACGGACUCCUCGACAAGCUCCAGUCGUUGGCCGACCAGAUCGCCGUCUCCGACCAUAAUGCGGCGAAACGGCUGCUAGAUGCGACGUCGGCCGUGUCGACAACCAUCACGGACAACAUCACCAACCAUAUGGACGAAUCGUGGAAGGCGAUGAAGUCCUUCGCCGAAAUGGCGUCGACGUGGUUGGCGGAAAUCGACGGUCCGGAGGGAAGUAUGGCAGUUGAACGCGCAAAAGCGGUCACCGCCUUGGCCAACCACGUGGAAGCGGUGGUGGAUGAUGCGAAGUUGGGUUUGGAGGACUACAUCUCGAAGCACCUAGCCGCCGCGCAGACCAACAUUGCCGCCGCGGUAACUCGCACCAUCGCCGUGCCGCCGCCGCCGCCGCCGCAGCCCACGCCAGCCUUCCCGGACGAGCUCAUGAAGUCGUUCAAGGCGGACGUGUUGAAGGCGGUGAUGGAGGCCACCCAACAGUCGUUUGUUGCGUCCGGGCUAAAGCUCAUGACCGAGGUGAUCGGCAAUGUGGCGGCUGGUCGGCGUGGGUCGCCGCCGUCGGCCAAUGACGCCGAUCUGCCCCGUCGCUCACGACCCCGCGGCCCCGUCGUUCCAGGCCCCUAG
Molecule: messenger RNA, 1494 nt
Organism: Closterium sp. Naga37s-1
Lineage: Eukaryota; Viridiplantae; Streptophyta; Zygnematophyceae; Desmidiales; Closteriaceae
Source: the annotation of a GenBank genome assembly